CCCGGAUGUCGACGAGGAGUUAAAAUCUAGAGAAAUUUAUUUGAAACUGUGGAAAUUCAUGAUCCCAACGACAAUGUUAAGCAUAUUUUGCUGACACAGUUACAUAACUCACAUUUCUGUCUGAUUAUUGACAAUAUUUGAAAUGGCAAAAGCUGGUUACUUCAGAAAAGCUAUUCAAAAUCUUGCCAAAAGUUUGACACCGGCAACUGGACUGAAGAAAACUAGAUUCAUUGGCCAAGAUCAUUUAGGAAAUAAGUACUUCGAAAAAUUGAAAGAUGCAUCAAGUGCAAGAAAAGAUAUUCGCUGGGUUGAGCCUGCAAGUGGCGAUGAGUGGGACAAUCCAGAGAUGCCAACAGAAUGGACAGCUUGGUUACAGAACAGGCGAAGUGAGCCACCUUCAGUGGAGGAGAUUUCAAGAAACACAGCAAUUAUGAUGAUGAAGCAGCAGAAAGGGAAGAGACUAGAAGCAGAAUAUAAAAGAGUGUCUGAUGAGAUGGCAGAAACUGGAGAAAUUCACAGAGAAAGUGAGACACCUGAGGCCAGACUAGAGCAACAAAAAAAAUAUCCAACUUAUGAAGAAUAUGAAAUUAGUCCUGGAGAGACCAAGCAAAAUAGCAGCAAUAACAGGUGACGCAGGAUAUGUCACUGAUUAAGAAAUACAUAUUAAUAACAAUGAACAAUUGAAUAAACUGCCUGAGCUCAUCAGUGUACUGUAUUAAACAAAGUGUGACAAUCAAUGGCAAUGCCACAUCAAGUUGCUCUCGCCAUAUAUAGUGUCCCUGUUGAAUUUCAUUAAUUAAUAUGAAUGAUCAUAUCCAAUGUAAGCACGGUGACUAUCCAGGUCCCGUAAAUCGCGAGCAAGUUCCCACUGACAUUGCGAGCAAUGAGCUCAUGCUAGAAGCAGGGCCUUGAGAGAUAUGAUGAAAUAUAGUUGUAGUUGAAGAA
Molecule: messenger RNA, 945 nt
Organism: Owenia fusiformis
Lineage: Eukaryota; Metazoa; Annelida; Polychaeta; Sabellida; Oweniidae
Source: the annotation of a GenBank genome assembly